Messenger RNA from Ambispora leptoticha, 1122 nucleotides. The record is from the annotation of a GenBank genome assembly. NCBI's taxonomy places the organism in Eukaryota, Fungi, Glomeromycota, Glomeromycetes, Archaeosporales, Ambisporaceae.
UACGAUGAUGCUUUUGAAGGAGUGUGUAGUUUACGAGAUAUUGGAGCGGUAAAAACGAAUAAAGAAAAACCUCUCAGUUCCGAGCAGAUUGAGAAAAACAUCUCGGAGUUGAAGUCGAAACUUAUACAAAAUUCAUCACCGCUUUAUGACGAAUUACUUAACUCUUUGGGGGAUGUAGUUGUUUCUGAUUUGUCAUGGAAAGAUUCUAUCGCUAGUCAGGUUAUUAGCGAUGACUCGGAGCUAGUUAAGAAAUUGCCGAAAAAAUUAAAAAGGGUCUUUAUGGAACCAGCUCGUAAGAUGGUACCUAACCCCUUACCACCAAUUGUUCGAGAAACAUGUAAAGAGUUUGCGUCGGAUUAUAACAAACGACAGAUGGAGGUCUUACCGGAAAAAUUGGAACAUGAUAAAUCUUGGAAAGAAGGAGACGAAAUUCUCGUGGAAGUUACAAAAGGAAUCCUCAGCGUCUUGAGUGAUACAUGGAAUAACCCAGCAUUUAGUCCAGAAUUUAUAGAAUCGCAGAAUGAAGGGACUUACGUGACAAACAUCAUUAUACCUACAAUUCGAGCUGUGUUAAAAGAUCUUCCCUUUGGAAAAUCUUCAUAUGUUAGCACCUCAGAGAAACAAAGUAUUGCUAGUGCGGAUAGAAGAGGUGAAGGGCAUUCUGGAAGACGACCGGAUAUAAUGUUUGUAUUAAAAUAUGGUGAUUAUGUUUAUGAACUCAUAUAUACUGAAUGUUCCCGCAUAAUUUGCACCGAGCGUAAAAAAAUAAAUGAUAGCGUUAAGUUGUGGAGAGAAGCUAAUGAUGGAGUUUUUUGGACCCGUAAAGGAUGUUAUCCGGAGAAGGGUAAAUUUGGGAUAAUUGGAAUUCAAGUUGCUGGGCGUGAAUUACAUCUUAAUGUACUUAUCAGGGAUUCGGGUGAUGUACACAGAUAUUUUCAUCUUAAAUCAACAAAAAUCCCCAUCCAACAAGCUGAAGAGAAAGAUGUAACAGAAUUCGUGGAAACUUUGUUGAUUUUGCGGAAUAUUUUAGUAGUCAAUAUGAGUCUUAUAUUUCAUGCACAGGUUCCUAGAUCACGUAGGCGUAUGGAAAAAAGUUCGACUGUUUCCUCCGAUCCCGAGUAG